This is a messenger RNA of Macadamia integrifolia, 1311 nucleotides long. Its product is annotated as 11-beta-hydroxysteroid dehydrogenase A-like. The transcript is spliced from 6 exons. Bases 139 to 1095 code for a protein of 318 amino acids. Gene Ontology annotation, molecular function: oxidoreductase activity. The record is from RefSeq and is a predicted model, not a curated record. Lineage: Eukaryota; Viridiplantae; Streptophyta; Magnoliopsida; Proteales; Proteaceae.
CUGAGGCAGAAGGCUUGGAGGCACUGCAAGACUAUAUAGAACCAAAGGAUCCCUUUGUUAUCCAUUAACUCUAAAACUCCAAAAAUUAAGGCCAGGAUCUCUUUCCCCCCCAGUCUCUGAUUUUGUUGUAAUAGAGCCAUGGGAUUGAUUCAGAAUCUACUGAACUUAGUGAUUCCCCCAAUCACUAUAGUUUUUAUUUUUCUCAUUCUACCUUUUCUCUUCGUUUUCAAGUUCAUCAAUUUUAUUUUCAGAAAUCUCUUCCCUGAGAAAAUGAGGGGAAAAGUUGUUCUCAUCACUGGUGCAUCUUCAGGUAUUGGCGAGCAUCUGGCAUAUGAAUAUGCAAAGAAAGGAGCAUAUCUAGUCCUUGUCGCGAGAAGAGAGGAGAGCCUUAGGAAAGUUGCAGAGAAGGCUGGUCGUCUUGGUUCCCCUGAUGUGUUAGUUGUUGCUGCAGAUGUGUCACUAGUUGAUCAAUGCAAGCGAUUCAUUGAUGAAGCUGUGAACCAUUUUGGCCGAUUGGAUCAUCUGGUAUGCAAUGCUGGGAUUGGUAGCUAUUGCGCAUUCGAAGAUAUACCUGAUGUUACAAAGUUUUUACCUUUGAUGGAUGUGAACUUCUGGGGAUCAAUCUAUCCCACUUAUUUUGCAAUUCCUCACCUCAAAAAGUGCAGUGGAAAAAUCAUUGUGAAUGCAUCAGUAGCUGGGUGGAUGAUUGUACCAAGAGGAAGUGUGUAUGGAGCAAGUAAAGCUGCAUUAAUACACUUCUAUGACAAUUUGAGAACCGAAGUAGCCCCGGAGAUAUCGAUAGUGGUAAUUUGUCCUGGUAUUGUAGAAUCAGAGAUUACCCAAGGCAAACAGCUAACCAAGAAAGGGGAAGUUGAAGUUGAUGAAGGAGUAAAAAAUGUCCUACGAGGAACUGGAAUUCCAUUUGAGAGUGCAGGGGACUGUGCAAAGGCUAUUGUGACUGGGGCAUGCCGUGGAGACAAAUACAUCACAGAGCCAUGGUUGUAUAAUAUGCUUUACCUCUUAAGGAUCUUCUGCCCUGAGUUGGUUGAAUGGACUUCCGGCUUGCUACACCGUACCAUGCCAACCCCCACUUGAAACUUGAGACUCGAGACUUGAGACUUGAGACUUGAGACUUGGGACUUAGACACCUGAGGGUGAGAUUGAUAAAACUAUGAGAUGUUAUAUUGGUGCGUUACGUAAACAGCCGGCUUCUUGGUAUAUCCCAUCAAUCACCUUUUGCAUGGAUACUUUUGUUGUUGUAUUGUACAAGAAUUGGGCACUAAAUAUUCAAAGUUCUUAAUAAAGACUAAA